Messenger RNA from Ogataea philodendri, 462 nucleotides. RefSeq lists its product as uncharacterized. NCBI's taxonomy places the organism in Eukaryota, Fungi, Ascomycota, Pichiomycetes, Pichiales, Pichiaceae. The coding region runs from base 1 to 462 and encodes 153 amino acids. The record is from RefSeq and is a predicted model, not a curated record. The transcript has a single exon.
AUGGCUGUCCGGGUUCCGGAUCUUGUGGCCCUCGUCCAAAACAACAUAAUUCCACCGCACAGGCAACAGGUACUUGGCGUAGAUCCGCACACCAACGUACGUGGUGAUGAUCACGUGACCGGACCGGAGCACAGAGUUCACCAACUCUUUAGCGCGCGAGUCUGUGGGCAAGGACGCUGUGUCGACGUCAUCAUCAUCGUCGUCAGAGAAGUCCUCGGUGCGUUUGCCGGUCAUUCCCGUGCCGAUCGAGUGCAGAAUGAUCACCCUAAAAGCGGGCCACCACCGGUGAAACUCCUUGCACCACUGGCUCAGAACAGUAGCAGGACACACAACCAGCACUGGUUUGGUGAGUUUGCCGCUGUAGUGGAGUCCUGCAAGGAAAGAAAUCACCUGGAUGGUUUUUCCGAGUCCCAUCUCGUCGCCAAUGAUUCCCCCUGUCUUUUGCGAGUACAGCUCCCAUAG